GGAUUAACGCAAGAAUGAAACACACCAACGUUCAGGUCGUGAUAAACCUGGGGGAAGGGGUGGAACAAAACAGGUUAAGCGGACAGACAAGGGGAGGAGACCAAGUUGGGAGAGUCUGACGCCCAAGAAGGAUUUACAGAUAUUUGUUAAACAAAGACAAUGACAGAAAGUGGAUGGUUGAUUCAGAGUGUGUUCAGGGAAAUGAUCUAGUUAUCUUCCGAAGAUUCCAUGAGAUGAGUUUCUUCCCUGUUAUACAGAGGAAGGAAACCGAGGCAGAAGGGUCACCAACAAUAAUGUCACCAACGCAAGGAUGCAAAGUGCAACCGAAAGAGGAGAGGGGACCUCUAGGUGGAAAAGACCCUGCAACCGAGAGAGCAGGAAAAACCUCUCUGGAAAAGACCCCGCAGAGACGCCCCCCAGACACUGUCAUUUAUGGGGGCGGGGAGGCAGAGCAGCGUGCAUUGACCUAUGACGUCAUUGGGACGUUACGUAGCGUAACAUCACCUGGACGCAGCCCCAUUUCCCUUCCAGGACAGGUCCUCCGGCGGUCUGGCAGGGUCUGAAUCAAGCCUCUCAUUGGCUACUCGUUCCGUCAAUCCGUCUCAUUCUUCCCGUCUUCCGCCCCGCCUUCCUGAGCCUGCAUCUGAUAGGCUGGCGCGGCCGUCAUUUCAGAAAGGUCCGCAAUCCUUCCGCCUUUCUCCGGGAGACCGAGAGCGAGGAGGGCGGGUGCUAAGCGGUGCCCACCCCCAGGGCUCUGCUUCCACCUCUGAUUGGCUGCUCUAGAUGCCGGUCGUUACGCCACCCGCCGCUGAUUAGCUAUCCGGCCGCCGCUCUGCGCGGCGCCGGCUCCGCCCCCGUCGGGUGUUUGUGGUGGGGCUGCGGAGUCGCCGAUCCCGCCGGAAGCGCCAGGACAAUGGGGACCCGGGACGACGAGUACGACUACCUAUUCAAAGUGGUGCUCAUCGGGGACUCGGGCGUGGGGAAGAGCAACCUGCUGUCGCGCUUCACCCGCAACGAGUUCAACCUGGAGAGCAAGAGCACCAUCGGCGUGGAGUUCGCCACCCGCAGCAUCCAGGUGGAUGGCAAAACCAUCAAGGCGCAGAUCUGGGACACCGCCGGCCAGGAGCGCUACCGUGCCAUCACCUCCGCGUACUACCGUGGCGCCGUGGGUGCCCUGCUGGUGUAUGACAUCGCCAAGCACCUGACGUACGAGAACGUGGAGCGCUGGCUCAAGGAGCUGCGGGACCACGCCGACAGCAACAUCGUCAUCAUGCUGGUGGGCAACAAGAGCGACCUGCGCCACCUGCGGGCCGUGCCCACAGACGAGGCCCGGGCCUUCGCAGAAAAGAACAACUUGUCCUUCAUUGAGACCUCAGCCCUGGAUUCCACCAACGUCGAGGAAGCUUUCAAGAACAUCCUCACAGAGAUCUAUCGCAUCGUGUCACAGAAGCAGAUCGCGGACCGCGCAGCCCAUGAUGAGUCCCCUGGCAACAACGUCGUGGACAUCAGUGUGCCGCCCACCACCGACGGCCAGAAACCCAGCAAGCUGCAGUGCUGUCAGAACCUGUGACCGGCCCCUCAUCCGAGCGUGCGUGCACGUCCUCGUCCUGCGUCCCCCUCACCACGCUGUGCCCCCUGCCCCACCCCCUCUGUCACUCUGUGCCUGGCUCCCGCCCUGCCAUGGAGCUCCACACGGCCAGGCAAGAACAGGAGUCCAGCGGCAGCUCCUGUCCUGCCCGAGGAGAGCUAGAAGCCCCAGCUGCUGCACCCGCUCUUCUUGGGGCCGGACAGGCCAGGGAGGGUGGCAGGAUGGAAGGCCCGGCCAGAGGCCAGGAGGAUGGGCACGGCGAGCAGGCUUCUCCAGUUUUCCACGGCAGACUCCAGGAAGCAAUUGCUUCCUUCCCUCUCUGGCCAGUUGGCCUAGCUGGCUCCCGGUCCCCACCCAGACCCCUCUCCGGGGACGAAGAGCAAUGCACCAGGGGGCCGGGGCAGGUGGACGCUCUUGGCUGGCGGUCCCGAUGCCCCGCGCAGCCAGCACCGCACGCGCCUCCGACCUCUCCCGUGCGUGCCACUCCAGCUCCCGCCUGCAGACGUGCGCUGGGAGCCCGGCUCCGUCUCCCCUCCUUUCUGCACGCCGCGCUCUCCCCGCCUCCCCGCGCCCCUCUCUGUCUCGUCUCCCGUCUGGUCAGGACCCCGUUUGCAAGUGAAGCAAUAUUUCCAUGUUUUGUAUAUACAACCGCUCCUGUAGCCUUUGGGUUUUGUUAUUGUAGAGAAACACAGAUUCUUUAUACACUUUGUAAGACUUACGCCAAGCCCUAGCUCUCGAUCUCUUAUUCGCCCCGUGGCCCCCGCACUGUUGCCCCGAUGCCUCGGUUCUCUCGCCCGUUACUAAAAUGUACAAUCCGACUUCCUGUACAGAAACCUGC
Molecule: messenger RNA, 2426 nt
Organism: Equus quagga
Lineage: Eukaryota; Metazoa; Chordata; Mammalia; Perissodactyla; Equidae
Gene: RAB11B
Product: RAB11B, member RAS oncogene family
Exons: 5
Coding region: 914-1570 (218 amino acids)
Biological process (GO): regulated exocytosis; constitutive secretory pathway
Cellular component (GO): recycling endosome
Molecular function (GO): GTP binding; GTPase activity
Source: RefSeq, a predicted model, not a curated record